AUGUAUAGUUUAGAGGAGUAUGUGUUGAAUUCUCCCCUUCCUUGCGUCAAUUUUGUCGUUUCUGACAAUGACCAGAUGAAAAUUUACACAUUACUCUCUACUUUUAAUAAGAACAAAGGCUCUGGAAAAUCUGAGCGCUUCAAUCUCAGAGUUCUUGACAGAUCUGACAUUAACCGACCUGUUUCAAAGAAGUUAAACUGGUUCCAAAGAAUCUCCAAGGAGCCAACUUGCGUAGUAUAUUGUACUGAUUGGCAAAAUUAUAAGGUAGAGUCUAGUAAGAACCUGAAUCCGGACUCAUUUUCUGACCCAAAUUUGGUGGAUAUAUUGUCAGGAACAGUUGGGAUUCCCUCGAAUUUUGGCCGGGAAAGGAGGAGCAGCGGGAAGAGCUUUGAUCCAGAAUCAUUCCUGGACCAAAAUGUGUACAGAGUAACUAGUAAACAGCUGGAGAAGUUAAUAAGGGAUGAUAUUGACCAUUUUUUAGUUCCAAUGAGGAAGGUUAAUGCAACUAAAACAAUCCCUCACAAGUUUUUAUUCCUGGUAAACUUGAACAAGAGUGUUAAAAAUCCCAACAAAGUGAUUGGGAGUUUGAAGAGUUUGGACCCUGCCGAAGUUUGUGCGGUUUGUGUUUCCUGUGGUCCCACAGAUAUUAACACUAAGCUGGAGAAACUUGAGCAAAUGAUAUACGAAACCUCAAUCUCAUACUAUGAGAAGAAGAUUAAGAAGUUAGGCAAAACUAUGGCAAAUUUAAAGGCACAAAUUACAGGAAAUUUAACUGAGGUUACGGAGCUCUACUUCACCCUUUUAAACUUUAAAAUCGCAUACUUUUCAGAACUUAUCUCAAACCGUAAAGACGCACAUGCUAAGUAUUCAGCGUGUUGGUCAAAUUUAAAACAGAUGGAUUCAAGUAUUUCAGUGAUUGAUAAAACUAGCCUUUCAUUCCAUGUUUGCAUCAGAAUAUUGGAUUACCUGUUUUACUCAGGUGAUUUGCUAGAGUAUCACAAUGUAUACAAAGAGUUCGAGCUUUUCAUUAAUCGCCUAAUUUAUGAUAAGUUUAGAGGUUUGUAUUAUAAUUUGUUGUAUUUAAUGAAUUAUUUUAUUGGUUUUAAACUGGAGACUGUGUCAUUAAAUGACAAGAACUCCAAACAAUUUCUGUUAAACUCUUCAAACUAUUACAAAUGGGCAUUGCACUUUCUUAUACUCUUACGUACAGAAAUCAACAAGUUUAACUCUGAAAAUGUGGAUAAUAAUGUAAUGGCAUACCAUGUUGCAGGGAAUUUUAAUAGUAUAUUCUAUUACGAGGAUCAAGACUAUGUAGAUCAGUAUGAUAAGGAGGGUGGAAAAAAUGAGUUAACUGAGGAGGAGCUGAAGCUUUUGGAUGACCAGUUUGAGUCUGAGACUGUUAGACUUGUGAUGAAGGUGUUUGGGAUUUACAAAGGAUUCAACUAUCCAAGCCACUUGUUGUAUAUUUAUGACACCUUGGGCGAUUCAUUCUUUCUCCACGGAAAUUAUAAGGAAUCAUUUAACAUAUAUCUCAGCAUCAUAAGACAUAUUGUUUACAAAAUUAACUUUAACGAAACAUAUUCCUCAGUUGUUAAUAAGUACUCAAAUUUUAUACCUGUUGAUCCUGAUGUGAGCAGUGAGUUGGAAAGUAAUUGGGAUAAAAUAACCGAUAGUGUUAUUAGUUUAGAGAAUACUAACAAAGAUAACUCUGUAGCGAACAAUAAAUCGGCUGGAGUGUAUGAGAUUGACUAUGUGGAGGUGAUUAACAUGUUUAUGUAUAGUGAAUUAUCCCACGAAGGUUUGUUCCCAGUUCUAUUCCAUAAGGUUUUAUCGAAGCUUAUUUUGUCAUUGGUUAAUAUACUAGAGAUUGGCAAAUUCCCUGAAAUUCUACUCAAAUUGUCAAAUCUUUCAGUCCCAAAAUAUAAUCCUAAAAAUCAACUCAACUCAGGCUCAGCAUAUAUGGCAGUUUAUAAAUUAGUAUUAAUCAAGUCUUUGAUUACAUUCAUAUCGAUUUCCACCGAAGAACAUGAUCUAAUUGAUUAUCUAAACGACACUAUUAAUUUAUUUUCCGCCCGUAAAUCUGAUCAACCCAAUCAAUUAGUUGAUUUAGAUGAUGAAAAUGAAUUAGAGAUUGAUAUGAUGGAAUCCUAUGUACUAUUGAGUAAGAAUGUGAUCAGUCAGUACGCUUAUAAAUUUGAAUCUGAGAGAAUAGAAGUGUUGAUUAGUUUUGAGACAGACGUUGAUUUGGAUUUACAGUUUUAUGAGGGAUUUUUGGACACUUCAGAAGGCAUUUUGCGUUUUUACCACGACAAAUCGGAGUACUUACCUGAGGCGUUUGUAGUUUACUGUAAUAACGUUGGUAAUGAAAGACGUGAAAUGGUACAACUCCCCAACAACACUCGGAUAAUAUUGAUAAUAAGUUUGCCGUUUUACACUCUGAAGAGGCUUAGAAUUAAUGGAGUGGUUCUUAAAUCUUUAUACUUAAAGUUGUUAGUAAAUGCAGUCAUUCUCACGAAUAAGUACUUCACAAAUGAGUUUACGAGUGUAAGCGUGUUUAGAGAUUUGGAUAGAAAAGUCAGGAUUGGUAAUUAUUCUAGUAGAUUAAUCACUGGCGAGAGGCCAUCCCGAUAUUUGUCACAUGAUGGAGAUGGUGAGCGUAUUCUUAACAUGAUUUACCUAUCAUGUAAUAAUUACGUCUCAGACGUUGUUGACAAGGAACUUAGUGCUAUGGAUAAGGCGAAGGAACUCAAGAUCAUGAACCUGAACAUGAAGAUGAAGAUUUUUGUGAAAAAUAUGGUCAAAAAGUUUAUGUCACCCAUCACAAUCGUAUUACUAUUUAAUCAUAAGUUCAGACAAUUAUACACCCAAUACUCAUAUCAACUACAUGUUAAUGAUUGUGAGUUUUAUGUAUUUGGCGAGACUGACGCGGGGUAUGUAAUUAGUAAGACGAAUAUUGUGGAUUUUGACCUUGAGGAUAGUUUGAUGGAUUUAGAUUACGAAAACUUGGAAAUUAAACUUGAUAGCUCAAAAUCACACCCUAAGGAUAUUCUUUAUCACUUAACCAAUGAUAAAGAUUGUGUAACCCGUCCGCAACAAUUUGAUGAAGAGGUUUUAAACUACAUUAACAUUUAUAGUAGUAAUUAUGACGUUUACAUCAUCUACGGCUUAAUUAACAUUAAUAACAUCGAAACACAAAAUGUUAAACUUGAACUCUUUAUUAAUGAUAAAAAUCAUAAUACUCAAAACAUUACUAGUGGUAAUAGUGUCAGUAAUGUGGAUAAUAAUAAUACUAAGGACAAUACUAAUAGUGUUUUGGAGAGUUUGGAUGAUAAAUUAUUGUCAUUGUAUGUUAGGAAACUUGAUGUUGAUUUGAGGGAUUUAGUUAAUGUUAAUGUUAACUACAAGUAUUACAAUAACUCAAACAUGAUGUUGUAUAUUGAUCUAGUUAACAACUCUGAAAUUGUUUAUGAACUUGUAAACGUUAACAUACUGUACAAUAAUCACGUUUUAAUCUCAAAUACAGAAGGAAAGUUGUAUGGGUAUAAGAAUAGGAUUGAGUCUGACCAGAGUGUGAACUUGAUAUAUAUAAUAAAGAAUUACCAAAACUAUCAAAGCCUUGGAGAUAACACAGUCCAGGUACAAAUUACCAAUUACGUAAGACAGGAGCUGAAAUACCCUUUUAACUGUAUGGAACAGUUCUUAAAGCAUACCAUAAAUAAAUUUGUAAAAGUUGAGAAACUCAACAAUAAAAUCCAACUACUACUCAAGCAUAGGAACAUAGUCCACUUGGGAGAACCCUUCGAACUACAUGCUGAAAUUAUCAAUAACACCAACAACACAAUUGAGUAUGUGGUAUUUUUGGACGAGUGUGAGGAUAGAGUGUACAUAAUUUCAGGACCGUUAAGUUUAAACUUGGUGGCUCUUCCGAGAUCUUCGGAUACCCUGAGUUGGAGAAUUGUUGCUACAAAGUGUGAGCCAUUUAAGUUACCAAUUGUAAGAGUUUCAAAUAAGCUUGAUUCUGGACCUACACGUGAAGUAAAAUCAGAGCCUUGCCAAAUCUACGUGGUGCCCCGAGGAACACCUGCCCUAGUAAAUUCACCAGGAAUCCAGGGAAUUUCGUGACGGAAUCUGGUGGAAGGCUGAGCCGGGAACUCACAGGUAGAAAAGGUGCCAAAAGGAGUUAAUGUGUAAACUCAAUCUGGCAUCCUCAGAGUCACUUUAAAAUAUCCUUAAAUCCUAGAAGGUUACUAAUUCUUUAAAUGCCCUGCAAUCAUUGGAAUCCUUAAAUUGUGUGCACCAACUUACAUGAUCAGAUGCCUGGAAAGUGCAUCAAACGCUUUUUAGUUUACGACUCUACAAUCUCUUUGUUUGACCUAAUUUUUAUUAUAAAUUCUACUUUUGACCUGUUUUUAUCAUAAUCUCUACGUUUAAGCUCUGUUUAUCACAGCCUCUCCAUUUAACUGAUUUUUAUCUUAAAUUUCCUGUUUAUUAAUCUAAUUUGGCGUUAACUUUGUAAUUUAAAUAUUAUUAAGUGUAAAAUAAUGAUUAACCAAUUGUAAAAUUAACAUACAAAUUGGCCCUUGAAAUAGGUUGAGGGUAAGAUGA
This is a messenger RNA of Theileria parva strain Muguga, 4605 nucleotides long. RefSeq names its product putative trafficking through Golgi family protein. The record is from RefSeq and is a predicted model, not a curated record. The coding region runs from base 1 to 4122 and encodes 1373 amino acids. The transcript has 8 exons. NCBI's taxonomy places the organism in Eukaryota, Apicomplexa, Aconoidasida, Piroplasmida, Theileriidae.